AUGAAGCUACCCAUCUCGCGAGAGGGGUUGAUGAACUCGCUUGGCUUCGAGAACAACCCGGAAUUGCGACCAUUAUCUUCAGUACUGGUAAGAACACCGGAAAUACGAUCCAGCCGACAAGCAGUCAAACGGACACCUUAUGCUCGACGGAACAAUAUGGGCCCUUGUACGGCAAAAUUUGGCAAAGUAACAAUAUUUAUUGGUUAUCUGGAAAACGCGUUGGAAGGGAAGUGA
Messenger RNA from Haemonchus placei, 234 nucleotides. The record is from the annotation of a GenBank genome assembly. NCBI's taxonomy places the organism in Eukaryota, Metazoa, Nematoda, Chromadorea, Rhabditida, Trichostrongylidae.